Messenger RNA from Oncorhynchus nerka (sockeye salmon), 6704 nucleotides. Its product is annotated as rho GTPase-activating protein 24. The coding region runs from base 1349 to 3295 and encodes 648 amino acids. The transcript has 7 exons. NCBI's taxonomy places the organism in Eukaryota, Metazoa, Chordata, Actinopteri, Salmoniformes, Salmonidae. The record is from RefSeq and is a predicted model, not a curated record. Gene Ontology annotation, cellular component: focal adhesion. Gene Ontology annotation, molecular function: GTPase activator activity. Gene Ontology annotation, biological process: negative regulation of ruffle assembly; activation of GTPase activity; wound healing, spreading of epidermal cells.
UAAAAGAGAGAGUCCAAGACAAAACACUGUGUACUUGUUCUUGUGGUGGGACCGUGGGGAUCUUUGAAGGAACCCUAAGGACCACGACGUGAGGAAACAAACAUAACCUAAUUGGUGAGAAAGAGAGCAGCUCAGGGGGGGACUGAGAGCGCAUUGGACAGGGAGGGAUGACACUGGCUGAGUGAAAACAAUGGCACAUUCCUGAAGCAUGAGGAGGAUUGGAUAGGACAAGGAGGGAGAGACACGUGCCGCAAGGACAUAGCUUGCUAAGUGGUGCUUACCAAGCACAAUUACUGCUGGACAACGUUGGAACGCUAAUCUCUUCUGGGUGGGGAGGGAAUAAUAUACUCCCUGUGGUUGUCACAGUCGUCACUUCUACAAUAACAUGGACACCUUCUUCUAGGAGAGCUGGUUGACUCUUUUGUUAACACAAUCCAGGUUGAAAGUGGUUCCUCUGGAUGUUCGAUGCUCACCAGAUUGAGUUCAGUUAAGCAUCGUGGAAGGACUUGUGCCCUGGGAACCAAGGCUGAGGUGAGCGUGAGAGGAGCCGAGCUGCUGUACAACUGCCUCCUCGAUAGUCUUUAUCUGCAUUCAGCAACAACGUGUGGAGGAACUUUCCUCAACAUUUACAGUGUUUAGUGGUGAAAAGGACCCGUAGAAAAGGACCAGUAAUCAGUUGAACGUUUAGUGUUGCUGGACUCUCCUAUCUCCUGUUAAGUCAUUAUCUUAGGAAUCUAAAGAGGGGAACUUAGCCGCCAAAAAUAAAGAUGGGUUUUUACUUUCCAAAGUUCAACAUCCCCGUAAUACAUUUUGAUAUGGCUCAUGUUCCAAUGGUUGUUCUGUUCAUUGGCAUGUUUGCUCCAUUGCACGCCUGGGUGAUUGCGAGUUUGUGAUAUGUCAGGUAUGUCACAAUGCUUCUUCUUGUAAGGAUGACAUUCUUUCCAUUGGAAUGCUAAUUCUUCUGAUUAAGGUCACCUAGUUGAGCUCAAGGACCAUGGCUGAGCAUCGCCAAGGAAUGCCUCUGCCUCCUCAUUUCUCGGGUCGUCAGAGCAAGGAGCCUUAUCUGUUUACCUGAAGAAAGAAAAGGAGGAGGGAAGAGGAGGAGGGAGGGGGAGAAGAAACAGAACAGAAAGUAACAGACAGGAGAGAGUUUCCAAAAAAACAGAGAGGUAGAUAGGGGUGGGCCGCUUGGGAAAGAACACACUGGUCUCAGCAGCGCCGAGACAUUUGAGUCCUCUCAUAAUCUCCCAUCAAACAGUCUGGCCGGAGAGGAGAGAGGGGAAGAAAAGAGGUGAAAAGAGAGAGAGAUUUGGACUGGGAGAAAAUAAGUGUGAAGAGAACAGAGAAGAUGCCGGAGAACAAGGCGACAGUGUGCAGGACCAGCAGCUACCUGUCCCAUCCUGCUUACAGGAAGAUCAAGCGGGUGCUGAGCUUCAGGAGGCGCGUGUUUGGCCAGCGGUUGGAGGAGACGGUUCUGUAUGAGCGGCGUUACGGCGUCCACAUGGCACCUCUGGUGGUGGAGCAGUGUGUGGACUUCAUCCGGGAGCGGGGUCUUCUGGAGGUGGGGCUGUUCCGCCAGCCAGGCCAGGCCACGCUGGUCAAAGAGUUGCAGGACGCCUUCGAUGCUGGGGAGAAGCCCUCCUUUGACAGCAGUACAGACGUGCACACCGUGGCGUCGCUCCUGAAGCUGUAUCUGCGGGAGCUGCCAGAGCCACUGGUGCCCUUCUCCAGAUACCAGGACUUCCUGGUGUGUGGCAAAAACAUCUCCUCUGAGAGGAAACAGGGUUUGACAGAACUACAGCAUCUUCUUCAUGAACUUCCAGUGGCUAACUUUAACCUGCUAAAUUACAUCUGCCAGUUUUUGAACGAAGUCCAGUCCUAUUCCAGCAGCAACAAGAUGAGCACCCAGAACCUGGCUACUGUUUUCGGGCCUAACAUCCUACGACCCAAAGCUGAAGAUCCAGAGAGUAUCAUUGGAGGGGCAGCCGUGGUGCAGCAGCUCAUGUCUGAGCUGAUCAGGGAGCACCAGUGCCUUUUCUCCAGGGAGGGGGGAAACGUAGACGCCCCCGGUUCCUCACGACCAGAUUCUUACCCCUGUCAUAGAUGGAAAGGAGACCCAUUCGAGGGGGCGCAUACCCAGCCCACUGCCCAGGCCCAGUCGCAUGACUCCAGGCUUGGCAUAACAGCCGAGCGCCUCCUACAACAACAGCUAGCCCACCAUCCUUCCCCUUGCUCCCGCCAGCUCUCCCUGCCUCUGAUUGCUGAGAGGAGGGGGUCAGCCCAAAGCCCGUGUGAAAUCAGUUUAGCCCCACGCCUGUUCAAAACAGACCACCAGCAGCCAGCUGAGGGGUUCUCUCCAGUGAUCCCUGCUGUUGGGUCUCUAUACCACAGAUACACUCCGUCCCAGUCAGAGUCCCAGCCCCCUGAGACAGCACACAGCCCCCACCUUCACUCUCACCCUGCCUCCUCACUCACAGCCUCUGCUUCCACUGUGACAAUACAGGCUGACCCAGACCACAGCAGCAUGCUGCCCAGUGGCUGGACAGGCCCAGAGGGUCCCAGCUGGGCUGCAAAGCUGGGGACUACUGGCACCAGUGGAAGCAGUAAGGCUCAGGACAGCACUCUGUCUGUCUAUGACAACUUGGACACACUCCAGAGCAUUGAUGAGGUGGCUGCUGAUGGUGGUGUGGGCAGCACUGCUGGUCCAGUGGAGGUGGAGGCUGGCAUGGCAAGCGUGGCAGACACCAGCAGCUCAUGGUCCUUCUGUGAGAUUCUGCCCCUGGACGAUAGUGGGAGUGGUGUGGUCAGAGCUAGCCUAGGACGGAGGUCCACCAGGUUCCACUCCUUCAGGACUGACCCAGGAGAGGACCUCCAUCCAAACUCCCUAGCCUCCUCCUCUGUCCCUACUGAUGCCCCCCUGAGCACGGGCAGCUCGGAGGUCUUCUUGCCCUCUGACCCCCACGGCCCCUCGGCCUCCCAGGCCAUGUACUGUCUCCUGGCUGGCCUCAGACAAGAGAUGGCCAGGCAGAGGGCUGAGUUCGAGGCCAAGAUCCAGAGGUUUGAGCUGCGCAACGAGGCCCUCCACGGGGAGGUGGUGGGACUGCGGGCCAGCCUGGCGCAGCAGCGCCGCUGGUACAGUGUGGCCGAAAUCAAGAUCCGCAACGUGGAGCGUGCCCGGGCCGACGCCGACCGCCGCAACGCCACGCUGCAGAUGGAAAUGGAGCAGUUCUUCGACACCUUCGGAGAGCUGAGAGAUGAGGCCAGUAAGAGCGAGCGCAUCGUACAAAGCUUCUGAUGGCCAGUCAGAUUAGAGAAAGAUGACACUAUCAGAGCACUACAAGAGCAGCAUCAGGAGCAUGCAAUCACCCGUGAUCUGAAUGGAAUAUAGAGUGAACUGUCUGUUGCCAUGAUAAAUCCAUAUUGGAUUUGUCUCAUAAUGAUCCAUUCUUGAGGAUGGUUCUAAAAGAAAGCUUUGAGAUGGAACCAGCUGGGAUGGACAACUCUGCUUGGAUGUCUUGGACAUAAUGUAGUUCAGCCAGACACAUUGAUAACCAGAACAGAAUGAGAUGGAGAUGACGGAGUGUAACACAAGCUAUUGAACUAAAUGUUUCUAUGACUGAAAUGAGCCCUAAAUAUACAGAAUUAAAGCUUGGAGAUUGACACUUACUGGAUCUAUAAUGGAAUGGAUUGGCUGACAGCUGGGGGUUGGGAUAACAGAUAGCCCAAGACACAAUCAGUACAUCCUGAGCCACAUAGGAAAAGUACUGAAAGAGAUGUUGAACACAGUGAUGAUCUAGGAAGUAACAGAACAAGCCAAUGGAGCAGGGAUAUUCAAAUCGUACCCUACGAGGUCCGGACUACUGCUGGUUUUAUGUUCGACCUUCAAAUGAAUUGCACCCACCUGGUGUCCCAGGUCAAAAUCUAUUCCUGAAUAGUGGGAAAUAAUGAGAAAAAACCCCAGUAAAACUGGCUUCGAGGUACAGAUUUGAAUUUGAGGGCCAUAGAAAAAAUAUGUGUAAAUGCAGAGAGGAUGACCUAUUCCCAAUCUUUGACAAAAUCCCACAUCCAUUUUGGCACCGUGUGAAAGCUGAUCUUAAAUAUAAUCUGAUUUAGUGCUUCCAAGCAUUUGGGUAAUGUUCUGAGUUUGUCUAAGAAAAGACUCAUACAUUUCCCCCCCACUGCAAUAAUUAUGAAUGAUGAUAUAAUUUGGGACCCAUCUGAACACUUUUCCCACCUUGUUAUGACAGAACAGGCUGAGUAACACCUUUCAACAGAUGUCUUAUUAAGAAUACAAGACAUCAAAUCAAAUUGUACUUGUCACAUGCUUCGUAAACAACAGGUAUAGACUAACAGUGAAAUGCUCACUGAUGGCUCCUUUUCCAACCAUGUAGAGUUAAAGAUAAAGAUAAUUUUUUUAUAACAGAAACAGUGACACGAGGGGAAAAAACACAGUGAAUAGCGAAUAACAAUAACAAAUAAAAGGAACAUGGCUACAUACGGGGAGUACCAGUACUGAGUCGAUUUGCAGGGAGGGGUACGCGGUCAUUUAGGUAGUUAUGCACAUAUAGGUAGGGGUAAAGUGACUAGGCAACAGGAUAGAUAAGACAGUAGAAGCAGCGUAUGUGGUGAGUGUGUGUUUCUAAGUGUGGAUGGUGUCAGUAUGCAUGUGCGUGGGUGCUAUGCGUGUUUGUGGCCGUUGUGCGUGUGCGUGUGUGUGUGUGUGUGUGUGUGUGUGUGUGUGUGUUGGGAUGUCAGUGUAACUAUGUGUAAGUCAGUAGAGGCUGGUGGGAGGAGCUAUAGGAGGAUGGGCUCAUUGUAAUGGCUGGAAUGGAAUAAAUGGAGUCAAACAUUAGGCUUCCAUAUGUUUGAUGUUUGAUACAGUUCCAUUGAUUCCAUUCCAGCCAUUACCAUGAACCCGUCCUCCUAUAGCUCCUCCCACCAGCCUCCAUUGGUUUAAAUAGAGUCCUGCAUAGAAUCAGUACAAGAGAGUUAUUGCAAAAAAGGUCAACGCACUUAGUCCCGAUAGCCAUUUGAUUAGCUAGUUAGCUAUCUUUUUUAGCAUUCUUCUGGCUUGGGGGUAGAAGCUGUUCAGGGUCCUGUUGGUUACUGUCUUGGUGUACUGGUACCGCUUGACGCUUGUCCACCAUUGUUCUUGUAUCCAAGAAAGCGUAGGUAACUUGACUAAAUGACUAUUGCCCCACAGCACUCACUUCUGUCAUCAUGAAGUGCUUUGAGAGUUAAGGAUCAUAUCACCUCCACCUUACGCGACACCCUAGACCCACUACAAUUUGCAUACUGCCACAACAGAUCCACAAAUGACACAAUCGCUAUCGCACUGUCCUAUCCCAUUUGGACAAGAUGAAUAACUAUGUAAAAAUGCUGUUUAUCGACUACAGCUCAGCCUUCAACACCACAGUACCCUCCAAGUGCAUCACUAAGCCCUGUGCAACUGGGGCCUGGACUUCUUGACGGGCCGUCCCCAGGUGGUGAAGGUAGGCAACAACACCUCCAUUAUGCUGAUCCUCAACACGGGGGCCCCACAAGGGUGCGUGCUCAGCCCGCUCCUGUUCAUCCAUGACGGCAUGGCCACGCAAGUCUCCAACUCAAUCAUCAGGUUUACAGACGACACAACAGUGGUAGACCUGAUUACCAACAACGACAAGACAGCCUACAGGGAGGAGGUGAGGGCCCUGGCGGACUGGUGCCGGGAAAAUAACCUCAACCUCAAAAAAGCAAAGGAGCUGAUCAUGGACUUCAGGAGACAGUAGAGGGAGCAUGCCCCAAUCCACAUCAAUGGGGCCGCAGUGGAGAGGGUGAAAAGCUUAAAGUUCCUCGGCGUACACAUCAGGAACAUAAGCAUUUCGCUACACUAGCUAAAUAUGUGUACACGACAAAUAACAUUUGAUUUGACUAUGGCGGUUGGAGUUUUAGACAAUUUACAUUUAUGUAAUUUAGCAGACGCUCUUAUCCAGAGCGACUUGCAUACAUUUUCAUACUUUUUCCCCCUGUACUGGACCCCCAUGGGAAUCAAGUCCACAACCCUGUCAAACAGGACCAUUAACUACCAUUUAAUCCAAUAACAAAAACCACAGGAUACACAUUUCAAAACAAUACUUAAAGUGCUGAAUAGAAAGAAGAGUAGAUGGUAAAUAUUUUUUUUCCAUACAGUAUUUGAGUAUAAUUUGACAUGCACCAUUUGAUUUAUACAUGUAUCCAAUGGCAGGUUGUGAGCAUGAUGAGAAAUAUGUCAGUCUUAUUUUUAUAAUACUUAUACAGUACAUAGAAAUAGGGGUAUUAUAAAGCAGUUGGCUACUGUAAAAACCUUUUUGCCCCAUACAGCAUUAUGACUCAGCUUAUAGUGUAUCAAAGAAAUUCAGAUAAUGAGUGGAAUAUAUUAUUUUAUACAAUGGGCGGUUCUAAUCCUGAAUGCUGAUUGGUUAAAACCACAUUCCAGCCGGUGUCUAUUCCACAAGUUAUCCCCGGCUAAAUAUAUGAUGUUAAAAUGCCUAUUGACUCUGUUCCAUCUGACGGCGCAAUCCACUGUCUCAUCAGUCCAGCCAGGCAAUUUAUAAACACUUUAUAAACUUGAUCUCCACUAUAAAAAUCAUCUAGACAUUAUCUCACAGAUUUGUAUGAACCAUGCUGUCUGUCUCUCUGACAUUUGUAACAUUGCUUCAAUAUUAAAAUUAGAUCUCCAACUGUCC